This is a messenger RNA of Ruditapes philippinarum (Manila clam), 711 nucleotides long. RefSeq lists its product as uncharacterized. NCBI's taxonomy places the organism in Eukaryota, Metazoa, Mollusca, Bivalvia, Venerida, Veneridae. The transcript has 2 exons. The record is from RefSeq and is a predicted model, not a curated record. The annotation marks the transcript as partial.
UGUCACGAAUGUUUUGCAACAGUAAGAUGACGUCACUUAACGACGUCAUUUGACAACGUCUCCUAGCAAUACCAGAAUGAGGGCUGGAAGAUAUUUACGAUGAGCGCUGCAAUUUGCCAUUAGCUGAAAUGUCCUCACAUAAGGUGAGAAUCAUAAAAAUUGAGCCCUCAGAUGGUACGGGAUCUUUACCCCCAGUAAGGGCAGAUACAAAGAAACUCAUGGAACAACAAAUUAUGCUGGCAAAUAAGAGAAGCCAAGUUUUUACUUACAAGGGACCAGGACAGACCCGAAGUCGUUCUGUACCUUCCGACAGAACAUUUAGAGAGGUCCAAUUUAAAUAUGCACGGGAACAGAGUAUACCUAGAAUUACAGAAGCAAAGUAUCGCGAUGAUUUUUCGGAUUCGAGCGACGAAGAGUUAGAAGAGGAAGUAGUAAAGUUAACGAAUGCACAAAAGAAGGAAACAGAACAACUGGCAGCAUUGGAAGACAAAGAGGAAACACAACGACAGGCAAUGGCUGUAUCAACCAAUAAUGGAGUAGAUGGUUCAAACAAGAUCACGAAAAACGAGGCGGAAAAUAAGGGAAAUGAGGAAAUUGAUAAAAAAGAUCAAUUGGUAAAAGAAGAAAAGAAAAACAUUGCAACCAAUUCCAAAGAAUCUGACCAAGGAAAUGAUAAGGACAAGAAGAAAAAGAAGAUGAAGCUUCCAAGUU